Bacillus rossius redtenbacheri is the source of this 1164-nucleotide messenger RNA. RefSeq lists its product as uncharacterized. The record is from RefSeq and is a predicted model, not a curated record. Bases 427 to 855 code for a protein of 142 amino acids. Lineage: Eukaryota; Metazoa; Arthropoda; Insecta; Phasmatodea; Bacillidae. The transcript is spliced from 5 exons.
UUCUUUGUGAUUGUAUAAUAAAUAAAUACAAUAAUUUUAGUUCUCAGUCAGUUUUAAAAAUCAAAAACAUUUGGAAUUAAUUAAUUUUUUUGGCCAAAACUUUGAAGAGAACUUCAUUGUUAGUUAAACAAUAAACUGAUGGAAGAGAGGAGAGUGAUGGCCUCAACACUGGCAGCGCCCGACCGUGUGUGCUCCUGACGCACGGCUCUGGCAACAAGACUGUUGUUUGGACCGAGUGUUAUCAGCGGCUCGGUGGGUGAUGACCUCGCGGACGGGUCGUCUGGAGGUCGCCCGUCAGACCGCCUCCCUGCGCUGCAGUCUCCCGCCAGCUGCCUUCGCUCCGAGGUCCGUCGCGUCUCCCCCCGCCUGCUGCUGCCGCCGCCGUCCGCCGUCUCUCCUCCCGCCCAGGAUACCCGCCCCGUGCUGAUGGUGACGGGUCCCGCUUGCUGUGACAAGGAUAGCUUUCUCGAGGGCCGUGCCCCGCCGCUGAGUCCCAGGGGCGACCUGGAAGACGCUCUGUUCGACUUCUGCUCUGGUUGUUACGAGUUCAGAAUGGCUUCGAUCCCACAAGGUGCAUAUGCUGCUAAAAAGAUCCGUGCUUGCAUUGAUAAUAAAACUAUGUCAGUUUCUAAUAUGAAGGCAUCUGAAAAAUCCAGUUCUCAUCAGUAUUUUGCAUAUGCUAAGAAAGACUUUGAGUACUUGCCAGCCAAGUACAAUGGCAAGAUGAUGAACAGCAUCUGGGGCCUGUACAACAGGUACUCGGUGCACAACAUGAAGAAGAUAACGGAUGGGGAUAGUAGCACGGUCCAGCAGUGGAGCUCCCUCUCAGCUGUGACCUUGGCUCCUCCUUCGUAAGGAGAGCUUCUCGCGCAGGGUUGUCGAGAGGUCUGGGAGCUGCUGCACCGUGGGUAAUAUUACGCUGUGCUGAAGCUGUGAUUCUCGGUAGUUAGAAAUGUAAUUGUUGUGUCAUUAAUCAAACACAUUUGUACUGACUAAAAAUAAUGUGAUAUUUUUGUGAAAUGUUAUUGCAUACUGCAUUAUCAUGUACCUCAUUACAUAAUUUUUUUUAUAGUGAAUACUAAUGUUAAGCAGAUUUUAAUGACAAUUUUAGUACUAUUGUUAGUGUACUGGUUCAUUAAUUUUUAGAAUAAAAUAUUAAUUUAU